Messenger RNA from Lolium rigidum, 684 nucleotides. Its product is annotated as 26S proteasome non-ATPase regulatory subunit 2 homolog A-like. The record is from RefSeq and is a predicted model, not a curated record. Gene Ontology annotation, cellular component: proteasome storage granule; proteasome regulatory particle, base subcomplex; nucleus. Bases 1 to 684 code for a protein of 227 amino acids. Lineage: Eukaryota; Viridiplantae; Streptophyta; Magnoliopsida; Poales; Poaceae. Gene Ontology annotation, biological process: proteasome-mediated ubiquitin-dependent protein catabolic process. The transcript has 5 exons.
AUGAGCUUUCCUCUCCUGAAGGGUCUAGCCUUGGAGAUUGAUGAUGAGAUAGCUGCGGAUGAAAUGGACAAGGAAAUGUUGCAAGAAAUAGUUAAUAACACUAAGCUGAGUGAGGGUUACCUCACUCUUGCUCGUGAUAUUGAAGUUAUGGAGGCAAAAUCUCCGGAGGAUAUAUACAAGGUCCAUUUGAUUGAUGGCCGUGGUGCCAGCUCCAGUCUUGAUUCUGCAAGACAGAAUUUGGCUGCAACAUUUGUUAAUGCAUUUGUUAAUGCUGGAUUUGGCCAGGACAAGCUGAUGACUGCUCCAUCUGAUUCUUCCAGUAGCGGGUCGUCUGGAAACUGGUUAUUUAAAAAUAAGGAACAUGGAAAAGCCAGUGCAGCGGCUAGCCUGCAGGUCUGUGGGAACGUUGCGCAGAAGGUGAAGUUGCACCCCGCACCGACGCACUCCCCAGUCCAGGUGCAGUCGGUCGCACCAUUGUCACACGGGAUCUGGGUGAACCUUAUGCGGCUCUGGAAAUGGCAAGCCGCGCGAUUGCACGACGUCCCAAACGGCGAGAUGAUUUCAGAUCACAAGGAGAAGGGCGAGAGGAAGGAGCAGCGUUAUGGGAAUCCUCAUGUUUUGCUGGAUCAUGUGCUGAUCGAUAGUAGAGGAAUUAGUCUUGUGGAUGGUUGGCUUGUUGGCUGA